Molecule: messenger RNA, 2208 nt
Organism: Coprinopsis cinerea okayama7#130
Lineage: Eukaryota; Fungi; Basidiomycota; Agaricomycetes; Agaricales; Psathyrellaceae
Product: other/FunK1 protein kinase
Exons: 7
Coding region: 1-2208 (735 amino acids)
Source: RefSeq, a predicted model, not a curated record
AUGAAUACGAAACCCUCUGUCUGUCGGUUGUCAGAUUUCUUCGAAGCUUACAUGCCCAACGAAGGUCUCCAAUCCCUCGACUCCGUCAUUUCAGAAUUGGAGAAACAGAAGAUUCUUGCAACUCGCGCCCGGUCAGGGAAUCAGCGACCAUCGUCAUUGACAGGGUCUCCGGGCUAUACACACCUUCUCACUCCCUUCAAAGGCCUGUUCCGUGGUUUCACCAAGCCUCAUCGUCUCAUCAAGUCACUUCAACUAGUAGGAGACGCCGUUCGCAGAGCUUUGGCCAUAGUCAAAGGAACAGACGUGAGCACGUGCUCUAUUCGAGGAUCAGACGCAGGCGACGCGCCCUUCUUGGAUGCAUAUCUCACUGCCAACGCGCAUUUACCCCUCCGAUGUGCUGAUGUCGUUGUCCCAAUAAGGGCUAUUGGCGCUAAGGCUUGCGGCGACCAGAUGGAAUCUGAAAUUAUUGCCCUUCUUUCUCGCAUUAUGAAAGAAGACGCUCGCCGAAGAUUCAUAUAUGCUAUCACUAUUGAGAGAAAUCAAGUGUGGCUUUGGUAUCAUUCGCGGUCUCAGUGCGUUAUAGCAGAACCAUUUAGCCUGACUGAGCAUCCAGACCUGCUUAUCAAAGUGUUGACUUGCCUUCUCUCGGCGUCCAGCGAACGGCUCGGGUAUGAUCCCCUAGUCACUUUACUCCCAGAUUCUAGUUAUGUCUACGAAUUGCCACCGGACGGGAACCGGACGGAACCUCUAUUCUACCAGACGGUGGAACUCCUUUCGCAGUUGCCCGCCGCAGACGUCGGUGGUCGCAGCUCCCUGCAUAUGCCUGGAACGCCCGAACGAGUACUCAAAGACGUCACUUUGGACAACCACGUGCGAACGGAGGCUGACGCUCAACAGCAACUGUUCCGUGACAUUAUCGCAGUCUCAAGAGAUGAAGCCUGGCGCAGCCGUGAAAUCCUCAAAGACUUCCCAAAGCAUCACCUGGACUCCCUCGCGGAGGCCUUGCGGGACGACAACUACAAGAAAUUCUUUUCUUGUAUCAUCGCCAAAUGUAUUAGACCAUGCACCAUCUCGCCAUCACUACCUCAUUCCAAUUGCACACACAAGCCAAAGCGUCGGUGUUUUUUCGUCUACGAGCUGGUCUGCAAACCUCUGAGCGACAUUGCUACCCUCGGAGAGGCGGUGGAUCUUCUCAAGCAAAGUCUGACCGCCCUUCAAAUCAUGUUCUGCGCCGGUUGGGUCCACUGCGAUGUCAGUUCAGGGAAUAUACUUGGUUUUCGAACGGGACAGGAUGCCCGUUGGCAGGUCAAAUUGUCCGACCUGGAGUUCGCGAAAAGGUUCCCUCCAGAGGGUGACGGUGUCGUCGAGGAAUCAAGAAUGGGGACACCUCAGUUCAUGGCAUGGGAACUGCAAAGUUCCCGACACUUUCUCCCUCCUACCACGGAGAUUGGAAUGGCCCGUCGCACCGCCCAUCCCAAGAAGCCAGUAGUUCAUAACUAUCAGCAUGACUUGGAGCCUUUAUUUUGGAUACUUCUGUGGCUGUUGACCAUGCGAUCCAAGCUCAGCCCGUCGCGCGCUUUCGGAGAUCUUUUCUUUCAACAGACAGCUUCCCGCGUGCACAUCGCAGCUCGAGGAAGGCUCGUUUCAAGUGAAGAAGGGUUAGUCGACGAUCCUGACCUACCUCGUUCGCUUCCACCCCCUCUCCAUCGCGAAUCUCCCUUCGUCAUGGCGCUGGAUAUCCUCAGAAGCGACUUAUACGUAGAAUAUGUCACGCGAAACGGCACCGGCAGCCAGGAUGAUGUUGCCAGUUACUCGUGGAUCAUGAGCGAGGGCGUGUCCAACUUCUUCAGCGCUAUAGAGGACUCGCAAAGGGAAUGGAGUGAUAUUGAGCUGCUCGUUGAUUCAGAUACUCAACCUGCACAUAGAGACGAAGACGACCACUUACUCCCCGCCGUGCCUCCGUCCACAAAGCGGAAGCCUGUCGAAUCGGAAACUGGACAUGACCAACAGGGCCCCCGGAAGCGACUCCGGCUGGUUUCGACGAACACCCCACCGCUUCCACAGCGAUCUGGGCCAGUAACGAGGUCAAUGACGAGAAAUCAGGCCAACAUUCGCCCCAACACAAGAUCGGUCACUCGUCGCCUCCAGAAAUCGAAUGCGCAGAGCGGGCCAGCUAGUCCGACCCUGGCAAGAAAAACCCGUCGCUAG